AUGAGUGCUCUUCGACCGGGAACGGCCACUCGCCUAAAAACAGCGCAAGCUCAAGCUACGCGCGGAAACACUGGUACCCGGCCGGGGACUAGAGGUGUAUCAGGCACCAGUGCCACAUUGAAUACGUCCGUCCGGGUGGAAGAUCGACCGAUAACUCAGCAAGGAUUGAGUGGCCUGAAGACUGCAGUACGUGGUUCGAGAAGACAAAUAGAGGACAAACCAUAUUUUCUCGGCCUACUCCGGGGCAAGAUUAAUGAAAUCAAUUCUGAGAUUGCCACAUUGACAAGGCAGGCAAUUGAAGCGGAAGAAGAGAAUGCAAGCUUUGUGCAAUAUGAACAGAUGGCAGAGAAAUUGGCUCUUGAAAUUAAGGAAUUACAGGGUGAAUUGGGAGACUACAAUACGUUGGUCGACAAAGCCACACUGGGAGAUGAUGCAUCCAACGUGGAACUAGACUGGGAGGAAUUGCGAUCCGCGAAUGAACGCGCGGAGAAAGCUUUGGAAACAUUAUUCGAGGAACGACAGAAUCGGGAACUGGCACUAAAGUCCAUUGAAAACGAACUGUCCCAGGAACAACAAAUGUCCGAAACUUUGAUCCAAGCGAUGGGAGAUGAGGAACAACAGAAGUACAUGCGUCUGCGUGAACUCAACGCUCAUUUAUUGACUCAACUUAACGAAGGACAGAAUCAGCUUGAACAGUUGGCGUCAAAGAAAGUGGAACUUGAAGGUGAUCUUUCAGCCUCACAGAUCAAACAAGAGGCAAUGCGCCUGUAUGCCCAGUUACACGAAGCCGAGGCUAGAUUGGAACAGUUGGUGGCUGAAACAGCCUCGCACGAGGAUCCGGGACAAGAGCGUGAACGCUUACUGAAACAGGUUCGGGAAGACAAUCAAGAAAUGGCCAGUAUGGAAAGACAGACUCGGGAAACACAGGAAAAAGUUUCUCAUCGGGAAGAGGAACUACGUUCGUUGGAGCAGGAACUAGACGACAGUCGAAGUGAAAGAGCACAAAAGUAUCGGGAACUACGGAAACGGGAACAACAAAUUGACGAGUUCCUGAAAACAUUUGAUGAAGUUAAAGCCUUGGAACACAGCAGCAUUGCGGAAUUGGAAGAGAAUAUCGUUCGAACAUUAGAAUCCAUCUCCAAAUAUCUGGUUCAACUUAGUCAAACCUGCACGGCAGCCGCUGCCAUCUCCACCAGUGGAAGUCAAGAAAACUCCCGCAAAGACGCCAUGAAUCAGUUAAGAGAGCAAUUACAGUUUAAAACGUCCGAGGUUUCGAAAUCUGAAGAGACUGCGCUCAUGUUACAGAAGGAACGAAAUCGACUCAGCCAGGACCUGGUAAAAGUCGACCAAUUGGAGGAGAAAGUGCUUCAGGAGAUGGAUACUUUACGAACUCGAAUUGCAAAAAUGGAGGAGGAGAUUGCCCUCUUUUCCGAUUUAGAUCGAGUGAAGGAAGAUGCAAAAUUCAAGCGGGAAACAUUCAUCGCGAACAAACGAGUCGAGACCGAUCACAGUGUGUUGGCCAAACGUGCUAUGGAACUGGUCAGAGCGUACAAUGAGAAGUUGAUGGCCGCUUUGGCAUCGAAACCGGUGGCACCUUGA
Echinostoma caproni is the source of this 1599-nucleotide messenger RNA. The record is from the annotation of a GenBank genome assembly. Lineage: Eukaryota; Metazoa; Platyhelminthes; Trematoda; Plagiorchiida; Echinostomatidae.